GCUUGACAAACGGUGCGCAUGCGUACACACCAAUCAGCUGACGGGCAUGAUUCAGUAAGCAGGAAGCUGACAGCUGAGAGAAUCUACAGAACCGAGGUGGAACUUCUAAUGCUUCAACAUGUCUUACCAAUCAGGGACAGAUAGUGAUGCAAACCGCCUUGCGCAGACCAUAGGUUCAAACAUUCAGAAGAUUACACAGCACACUGCUGAAAUCCAAAGGAUUGUAAACCAGCUUGGAACACCACAGGACAGCGCAGAACUGCGGCAACAGCUCCUACAGAAACAGCAGAAUGCUAAUCGGCUAGCCAAAGAAACAGACAGGUAUAUGAAAGAGUUUGGAUCACUUCCACCGAGAGCAGAACAGCGCCAAAGAAAGAUCCAGAAAGAUCGUCUAGUUGGUGACUUUUCUAAUGCAUUGGCUGCUUUCCAAAAGAUUCAAAGACAGGCUGCUCAGAAGGAAAAGGAAUUUGUAGCCAGAGUGCGUGCCAGCUCAAGAGUGUCUGGUGGUUUGCCAGAUGAUGGAGGCCUGCUGUCCUAUGAAAGUGAAAGUCAGCCCCAAGCACAGGUACAAGAUGAUGCUAUUAAGAAAGAAGACCUUAUGCUCAUCAAAGAAAGAGAAACUUCCAUAAGGCAACUAGAGUCUGAUAUUACAGAUAUCAAUGAAAUCUUCAAAGAUUUGGGAAUGAUGAUUCAUGAGCAAGGGGACACAAUUGACAGCAUAGAAGCCAAUGUAGAAAAUGCUGAAAUACAUGUGCAGUCAGCCGGCCAGCAGCUGUCCAGGGCUGCAGAUUAUCAGCGCAAAUCCCGCAAGAAGAUCUGUAUUCUGAUUGUGGUUCUCACAGCACUAGCUGUUGUAAUUGGACUAAUCAUCUGGGGUACUUUGAAAAACUAAAGAUGCUACCAAGAAGUGCAUUUCUAAAUAUUCUUAAGCUUAUGUCACAAGCAUGUUUUUACCAGUUUUUUCUUCUACUGUCAUCUGUCUAAAAACUCAAGUUUGCCAAAAGAGUAGCCAAAGCUUGUAACAAAAAAAACAAAAAUAUAUAUAAAUGAUGAAAAGUGCUCUUUGCAGUUGUAAUUUCUCUUUGUAUUUGUUUUUAAGGAUAAUAUAUUUUAUAACUUAAAAUCAUUUCUCAAGUACUUACAUUCCAUACGAUAGUGCUUGACUUGAAUUUGUAAUUUGUGUGUUAUUUGUGCCAUCACCUAGCUGAAUGUUGCCAAGAACAUACUGUAGACUACUAGAAUGUUUUAAAUAAUUCUCAACACUUUUAUUAUAUUAAUCAUAAUUGCACUAAUAAGAAUAGUACAUACACUUGCACCUAAUGUGCUGCUUUAUAGAAUGUAAUAUAUUCAUAACAUGUUUAAUGCUUUACAUUUUGUAAUAAGAACAUUUCUGUGAUUUGUAAAAUUGCUCUGUGGUUUAAAAUGUCAAUUGCUACAAUACAGAUCUGUAAGUUAAUUUUUGUUGUUUUGUCUGUCACAGUAACAAUGAACUAUUUGAGGUGUUUUUCUACACAUGCCUCUGGGAAAAACUAGGGAGCAAGUUCACCUAAAUCCUAAAUUAAUUAAUCAUACACCAAGGGUAGCUUUGAUAGAGUUAAUGAAGUAAUAAAUGAUAAGUAAUUAUGAAUGCCAGUGCACUGAUUCUGUGUGGCACAGAAUUUAACCAAUCUAGCCGAUUCUUGGCGAUUUUCCAUUUUCUUCUGUGUUGUCGUAUUCUCAUACUCACAGCUGUCUUUUCAUUGUCUUCAGAUAUUAUGCACCAUAACAAACCAUGUCCUUUAUAAAAGUGUAUUCCCUGGGUUUGGAUUAUGUGAAGAAAUAAAUCUUAUUUAAAGUAAA
Acipenser ruthenus (sterlet) is the source of this 1839-nucleotide messenger RNA. Its product is annotated as syntaxin-7-like. Bases 119 to 892 code for a protein of 257 amino acids. Gene Ontology annotation, molecular function: SNARE binding; SNAP receptor activity. Gene Ontology annotation, biological process: vesicle fusion; vesicle-mediated transport; intracellular protein transport. NCBI's taxonomy places the organism in Eukaryota, Metazoa, Chordata, Actinopteri, Acipenseriformes, Acipenseridae. The record is from RefSeq and is a predicted model, not a curated record. Gene Ontology annotation, cellular component: SNARE complex; synaptic vesicle; endomembrane system. The transcript has 10 exons.